Microthlaspi erraticum is the source of this 1191-nucleotide messenger RNA. The record is from the annotation of a GenBank genome assembly. NCBI's taxonomy places the organism in Eukaryota, Viridiplantae, Streptophyta, Magnoliopsida, Brassicales, Brassicaceae.
AUGCCGGAGCUUCCGGAGGUAGAGGCGGGGAGGAGAGCGAUAGAGGAAAACUGUCUAGGGAAGAAGAUUAUGCGAGUCAUCAUCGCCGACGACAGCAAAGUGAUCGAUGGAAUCUCACCGUCCAAUUUCCAAACCUCAGUCCUCGGGAAAACCAUCGUCUCUGCUCGUAGAAAGGGGAAAAACCUCUGGCUCGAGUUAGAUUCCCCUCCGUUUCCUUCUUUCCAAUUCGGUAUGGCUGGGGCUAUCUAUAUCAAAGGCGUUGCAGUUACUAAAUACAAGAGAUCUGCUGUAACGGACUCAGAGGAGUGGCCAUCCAAGUAUUCAAAGUUCUUCGUGGAGCUUGAGGAUGGUUUGGAGCUUUCAUUUACUGACAAGAGGAGAUUUGCCAAAGUUCGACUCCUAGAAAAUCCGGCUUCUAUGCGUCCAAUAUCGGUGAUUGGUCCUGAUGCAUUGUUAGAGCCUAUGACUCUUGAUGAAUUUGAGAAGAGCUUAGCCAAAAAGAAAAUGACCAUAAAACCUCUCCUACUUGAUCAGGGCUUUAUUUCAGGUAUUGGGAACUGGAUCGCCGAUGAAGUGUUGUACCAAGCCAGAAUCCACCCGUUGCAGACUGCUUCUAGCCUCUCCAAAGAGCAAUGUGAAGCUUUGCACACAUCCAUCAAAGAGGUGAUUGAAAAAGCUGUGGAAGUUGAUGCAGACACUACUCAGUUUCCUAGUAACUGGGUUUUUCAUGCUAGGGAAGGCAAGCCAGGAAAGGCUUUUGUUGAUGGGAAGAAGAUUGAUUUCAUCACUGCUGGUGGAAGGACAACAGCUUAUGUCCCAGAGCUGCAGAAACUCACUGGAAAAGACGCUGGGAAAGCAGCCAAGGUUAGACCGGGUAAAGGAGGUGUGAAGUCAAAAGAAGACGAUGGAGAUGGCGAAGAAGAUGGACAAGAAUCCGAGAAAGAAGAUGAUAGUGCUAAACUGAAGAAAGGACAGAAACAGAAACCAAGGGGUCGUGGUAAGAAGCCUGCAUCGAAGAGAAAAACAGAAGACAGUAACGACGAUGAUGCUGAUGGGGAAGAUGAUAGCGAGGAUGAAGAGAAAGUAACGAAACCCAAAGGUCGUGGCACAAAGCCUGCGGUGAAGAGGAAACCUGAAGAGAAAGCUGCUAGCCAAGCUGGUAACAAGAAGGCAAAGGGAAGAAAAAGUUGA